AUGUCAUAUGGGAGUCAAAGUCACAUUAACGCCACUGUUGGUCUGCAGUAUCAUGAGUUACUGGGGAAAGUUUUCUUUUCCACUCUGACCACGAUAACAUGCUGUGUGUUCCUCUCCAUUAACGGGGUCAUGCUUUUCACUUUGAGGAGUAAGCCAGUGUUCUGGGAGACUUCUCGCUAUAUUUUGCUGUUUAACCUGAUUCUCGCUGACACUCUGCUGCUGGCACAGAGUCAGACACUUUACAUUUUGGCUUCUUUCAGAAUAUUCCUGACAUAUCCUGUGUGUGGCGCUAUUGUUAAGCUUGCUGAUAUAACAAAUGUCAUUUCUCCGCUGACACUGGUGGCCAUUUCUUUGGAAAGAUAUGUAGCUGUGUGUUACCCACUGAAUCACUCUACCAUCAUCACUGUUAGAAACACAGUAGCGGUUAUCAUCAGCAUUUGGGCCUUCAGUUUAUUAAAUGUUCUCAUUAGAGUUAUUUUGCUGUUAGAAUUUCCAUUUGAAGACCUGGGGACUCUGCAGAUGAAAGACUUCUGCUCUGCCACGGGCCUGAUGCUCGGACAAUCAUUGGAUCAUUAUGACAAAGCCUACACUUGUCUUCUGUUUGUUUCAGCUUUUGUUGCAAUAACUUCCUCUUAUGUCGGUGUGACAGUAGCAGCCAGGUCGGCCUCCACAGACAAAGCCUCAUCCAUUAAGGCUCGAAACACACUGCUGCUGCAUCUGCUGCACCUCGGACUCAACCUGUUGUCCAAUAUGCAAAGCACUCUGCUCAAAGCCAUCGCAAAGAGGGUAUCGAGGGUCGUAUAUGUGCGAAUCACUGUUUUCACUUAUGUAUGCAUUACUUUAACUCCUAGAUGUUUUAGUGCUGUAAUCUAUGGCUUCAGAGACCAGACCAUCAGAGCGAUCCUUACACACCAGCUGAGCUGUUGGGUCAAAGUCUCAGUUAUCAAGUCAAUUCAGAGUUGA
Messenger RNA from Sphaeramia orbicularis (orbiculate cardinalfish), 963 nucleotides. Its product is annotated as odorant receptor 131-2-like. Gene Ontology annotation, biological process: G protein-coupled receptor signaling pathway; detection of chemical stimulus involved in sensory perception of smell. Bases 1 to 963 code for a protein of 320 amino acids. The transcript is spliced from 2 exons. Gene Ontology annotation, cellular component: membrane. Gene Ontology annotation, molecular function: olfactory receptor activity; odorant binding; G protein-coupled receptor activity. Lineage: Eukaryota; Metazoa; Chordata; Actinopteri; Kurtiformes; Apogonidae. The record is from RefSeq and is a predicted model, not a curated record.